UUGGAAGUUGCAAAGUCCUAGAGCCUCCAGAGGGCUGUCGGCGCAGUAGCAGCGAGCAGCAGCGUCCGCGCGCUCCGGCGAGGGGCAGCAGGAGCUAGAGCCGAGCGCGGACCCAGCCCCGGACCCACCGCCGCCCCAGGCCGCCUAGCAGAGCCCCAGCCAUGGCACACCAGCUCCUGUGCUGCGAGAUGGAGACCAUCCGCCGGGCGUACCCCGAUGCCAACCUCCUCAACGACCGGGUGCUGCGGGCCAUGCUCAAGGCGGAGGAGACCUGCGCGCCCUCGGUGUCCUACUUCAAGUGUGUGCAGAAGGAGAUCCUGCCGUCCAUGCGGAAGAUCGUAGCCACCUGGAUGCUGGAGGUCUGCGAGGAGCAGAAGUGCGAGGAGGAGGUCUUCCCGCUGGCCAUGAACUACCUGGACCGCUUCCUGUCGCUGGAGCCCGUGAAAAAGAGCCGCCUGCAGCUGCUGGGGGCCACCUGCAUGUUCGUCGCCUCGAAGAUGAAGGAGACCAUUCCCCUGACGGCCGAGAAGCUGUGCAUCUACACUGACAACUCCAUCCGGCCCGACGAGCUGCUGCAAAUGGAGCUGGUCUUGGUGAACAAACUCAAGUGGAACCUGGCUGCCACGACCCCGCACGACUUCAUUGAACACUUCCUCUCCAAAAUGCCGGUGGUCGAGGAGAACAAACAGAUCAUCCGCAAACACGCGCAGACCUUCGUUGCCCUCUGUGCCACAGAUGUGAAGUUCAUUUCCAACCCGCCCUCCAUGGUGGCUGCCGGGAGCGUGGUGGCCGCAGUGCAAGGCCUGCACCUGGGAAGCGCCAACAGCUUCCUGUCCUAUCACCGCCUGACACGGUUCCUCUCCAAGGUCAUCCGGUGUGACCCGGACUGCCUCCGCGCCUGCCAGGAGCAGAUCGAAGCCCUCCUGGAGUCCAGCCUGCGCCAGGCCCAGCAGCAGAACUUGGACCCCAAGGCCGCGGAGGAGGAGGAGGAGGAGGAGGAGGAGGUGGACCUGGCCUGCACGCCCACCGACGUGCGUGACGUGGACAUUUGAGGGCGCCGCGGCGGGGGAGGGGCCGGCCCGGGCUCCGCGGACAGAGCCGCCCAGGCCCGGCCGCCGUCGGAAGGCAGCCCGCUCCUCAGUGUCCUGGUGUUUUCCUUUGCCCUUUCUCCCUUCUGUCUCUGAGUUAAGCAAAAGAAAAGAAACGUCCCCGAAAACCUAUGUUUAAGAAAAAGAAAAAAAAAAAAAAAGGAGAGGAAAAAAUAGAAUUUGCAUAACCCUGAGCUGGAGGGGGGAGGAGGGUUGUGCUACAAAAAUAGAGGAUGUUAUAGCCCGUAAUCAACUAGUUUUUAUAUUCAUGUGUUUGUGUCUCUGUGUUAUAAGGAUAGGCGUUAACACAAGGAGCGAGUCUGCAGGGGAGGAUUAGAUUUGAUUCUUUAUGUGUUUCAAACAAACAAACAAACAAAAAGCAUGAAAACGUUAAAAAAAAAAAAAAUAGGAAAAAGUCCACAACCCAUUUUUAAAGUAGAAGAGGGUUUUAGAUA
This is a messenger RNA of Balaenoptera musculus (blue whale), 1543 nucleotides long. It is a transcript of the gene CCND1, whose product is annotated as cyclin D1. Lineage: Eukaryota; Metazoa; Chordata; Mammalia; Artiodactyla; Balaenopteridae. The record is from RefSeq and is a predicted model, not a curated record. Gene Ontology annotation, biological process: positive regulation of G1/S transition of mitotic cell cycle; regulation of cyclin-dependent protein serine/threonine kinase activity; mitotic cell cycle phase transition. Gene Ontology annotation, molecular function: cyclin-dependent protein serine/threonine kinase regulator activity. The coding region runs from base 162 to 1052 and encodes 296 amino acids. The transcript is spliced from 5 exons. Gene Ontology annotation, cellular component: cytoplasm; cyclin-dependent protein kinase holoenzyme complex; nucleus.